AUGUAUUCCUACUCAGUAGUCAAAAACAAUGAGGGUGAGCUAAAUGCUGUGCUGCUAGAGUUGGCUAGAAACAUAAUGGGGAAAGUGUCCAGCAAAGGAGUCCGGAUAAAACAAGAUGCCUCGAGGUGUCACAUAAAAGAUUUCAUUUCUAAAACACUUGUGCAACCUGACCAGCCGUUUGACCCUCCCUCUCUUCCACUUAAAGAAGAGGUUCCCUCUUCGAUACGGUCAAUAGAUGCAUUUGGACAAUUAUUUUCGCAUUUGCUUCUCGAGGUAGUUCAACCCAAUGUUGUCAUGCCCGAGUCAACUGAAAUUUCCUGUGCUAAAGCAGAAAAGCACUUUGAAAAUUACUCCAGCUCAGAACCUCGUAAUGUGGACGUGGAGACCGAGAGCAGCGAAUCCGAUUUGGAGAGUGAAGCUGAAGUUUCAUUUGAUGACCAAUUGCCUGCCUUACCAGAUGUGUACGAUAAGUUGAAAGAUUUCACAAAUUGUAAGUUAAACAAUUUGAGCACUGACAGGCCCCAGUUUCUACACCAAUCUGAUCCACAGGAUUCCAGACAGACAAAACAGUAUGAGGAUAUAAAGCUAAAAAAUCUAAAAUCUCCGAAAAAUAAAGUGGUCGAAUUCAAGAAUAGCAGCGACGAUGGUGACAGCAGAAUGUACCAAAUUGAGUACAAAGCAAAAGGAAAUAGACAACAUACAAAUGGGCUAUCUUUAACCGAUAGAAAAGUAAAAGGCAGAAAAUCUUUCAUGAGAAGGCAUCAAAAGGAGAUCGGUAGACAACAGGUUUCACGUAAAAACCUCGGAAUGUUUAAAGCAGAUGGAAGUAGACCAACAGAUGCAACUACUAGUGAUGACGAGGUAAUAUUUUCACACUGA
Protopolystoma xenopodis is the source of this 879-nucleotide messenger RNA. Lineage: Eukaryota; Metazoa; Platyhelminthes; Monogenea; Polystomatidea; Polystomatidae. The record is from the annotation of a GenBank genome assembly.